AUGAGGGAUUACAAACUUAGAGAGGGUUUUAGGAAUGACCAUCUUUCGCGAGAGGCAACGCCGCUCACCGGAAGGAGGACAACGGAGGGCCCUGUGGACUGCAUCAGUCAACAGAUGCAACUGCUAUGCGGCCAAAUGGAGACGUCGUUGUCCAAUCCACCGCCAUCGCUAUCUCUGCCGACACAGCAGGUCAAGCCGCCACCCCAGUUGGCGCCCGCCACUGCAAACGGCUCCUGUGAAUCAGCCGGGGGUAUGGCUGCUGGUACGGCGGCCGCUGUUGGCGCCGUCAUGAGCAGCGGCAUGGCGUUGUACCUGCAGCUAGUGGCGGAGGCCGCCGCCGCUGGUGGUGGUGUCGGGAGUCGAGGCGGGAGUCGGGGCGGUGGCGGGGAGCAGCAGCGGCCGGCGGAGGGCAGUCGGGUUUGGAUCAAGAUGGCUGGCUACUGCCACUGGCCCGCGGUGGUGUUUUCACUUCGCUACUGCCGCAAGUCUGAGGUUCCCGACCUGCUGGCGAGCUACCAACCCGGUCGUACUCUCGUACAUUUUUACGGUACGGUACAGCAAAUGACACCUGGCUCCCAUGACCACGUGUGGGCCACUCAAGCAUCGCUGUCGUCCUGGACCACGGAAAGGGAGGUCCGCCUAGCCGCACUCAAGGCGGCGGCGAGGAGCUCCAAAGUCGCCGCUGCCACCCUGGCUGAGCUGAGCGGCUCCCUGGGGGCUAAUGCCGCCUCCGACCGCGGGAGGGAGCUCGAGAGGGUGGUGCAGAUGCGGGAGGUGGCGCUCGGACAGCCGCUGGGCGGGAAGGGGGGUGGCGGCAACAGUGGUGGCGGCGGCGGUGGCGGUGGUGGCAGGAAAGGCGGGAAGGCGCAGUGCGGUGGAUGCCGCGAAAGCGGGACGCAGGUCACCUGCGCGUCUUGCCGUACCGGCUUCCACACGUUGUGCCUACCGCAGCCCGACCUCAGCCCGGCGCACAUGCUGGCAACCGCAGCACUGCUUUCGGCGGCAACGACAGAACAGACAGCGCAGCCGCACCCUAUCCAACAGCAGCAGCAGCGGCAGCAUUUAGUUGUGGCCGUGUGGAUCUGCGGAGUUUGUGGGAAGCAGAACGAGCUGAAGGGACCGGUGCCUGCAAGUGUUGCGCAUCGUACCGCCGCCCCGCCUCGGGAAGGAGGCGGCGGUGGCGCUCCCCGAGGCGGUGGCCGCCCACCGGGAGGCGGGUGGAGGGCGGGGGACGCAGCGGGAGGGGCGUCGGGGGCGUGUGGUGCCGGCACUGGCACUGGCACUGGCACUGGCACUGGCAGCGGCGGUGCCGACCUCAGCCCGAACAGCCCACAGCUGCCGCAGCCGCAGCAGCAGCCCCAGGUCCCACAACACGCGGAAUUACUGGCGCUGUACGAGCAGCUGGUGGCGGAGGAUGAGGCACUAGAGGCCUCAGUGGCAGCAGCAGCAGCAGAAGCACCAGCAAUACCAGCAAGGGAUAUCGUACAGCUCCAGCCACCCGCGGCAGCAGCGGCGAUGGGCGCCACCACUUCCGCAGCCGCUACAGCAGUAGCAGUAGCAGCUAGCAGCAGCAGUAGUGGUGCUGUCCCCGGCGGCCAGGGGUCGAGGCCGCCGCCGGGAACCAGGCUCUGGGUAAAGACCCCGGGCUACUGCCACUGGCCCGCGGUGGUGUUUUCACUUCGCUAUUGCCGCAAGUCUGAGGUCCCCGACCUGCUGGCGAGCUACCAACCCGGUUGUACCCUCGUACACUUUUAUGGGGAGCACAACCACAUGUGGCUGCCCGCAGAGGAGGUGGCGCUGCUGGCGGCGGCGGCGGCGGACCCGCGCGAGGAGCAGGAGAGGCGGGAGGGGCUGAUGCUUCGCCUGCUGCACCCUGCCCUGCAGCAGUCGGUGGUAACCCCGGGCCCAGUCUGGGGGGGCGCUGCCCGGCGGGAAGUGGUGCGGGUGGUGGCAUUGCGGGAGGCGCGGAUGGCGGCGGAGGAGGAGCGCCGGGAGCAGGAGGCGUGGGAGUUGCUGCUCACGGGGGCCAGGGAGGGGGCUGCGGCCACUGCGGGACCUCCAGGCGGCGGCAGGCGGGGAGGCGGAGGCGGGGCCCCGGGGGGCAGUAGCGGCGCUGGGUUUGGGGGUGCGGGUGGCGGCCGCGAUAGAGAUGGGCUGGGGAUGCGUGCUGCGGGAGGUGGCGGGGAGGGCGGUGUGGGCGGGUGGCGCUCCCGGCUGCGAGUGUGUGCCGCCUGCGAGGAGCCCGGAGGCCAGGUGAGCUGCCCGCACUGCCGGCGGGCCUACCACACGCUGUGCCUCACACCACGCUGGCUAAGCCCCGCCUUCAUGCCGCCGCACCACCCCUGGACCUGCGCCAACUGCGGUAGCGAGAACGAGGCCCCCCAGGGACCCCAGUCCAGUGGCGGCAACCAGGAUGGUUCACUGGAGGCGGAGCGCAUGGGUCUGACCCCCGACUGGAUCAUCAUGGCAGCGGCCUUCAAGGUCUUCCAGCUCCCGCGCCCCACCGCCUCUGCCCCCUACAUCCGGGGCCUGCUGGACCCUUGCACCAAUAGCAAGGCAAAUCCGAAUAUUCCCGCUGAGAAGCUGUACGACAAGUCGGAUGACGGUCUCAAGCUGUCCAACAGCUGGUCUGGCUACCACGUCAUUCUGAAUCCCGAGUACACCUCACAGACUCAGUGGAGGUUCGUGAACCGGGCCAUAGAUGAGGUGGAGAACGGCUGUGUGCCCGCAGUGCUGCUGCUGUGCCGCAACUCCACCGACACAGCGUACUUCCAGAGACUGCGGCCCUACCCCAGAGUCAUGCUCAAGAGGACCAGCGCCCGCUUCAAGGACUAUGAGAAGACCCCCAUCGGCUUCGGCAUCGCGGUGUUCUGUAUCGCCCCGCGGGGCCCGGGUCGGACGACCCUCUACCGGAGAUUCAUUGACGCGUUUGGAGACUGGGGGGAGCCCAACAUACCCAUUGAUGCGGCCUUCGUGUCCAGCCCCGCCUUUUCGGAGCUGCUGGACCGCCUGGCGGACCACACCACCCGGCACAUGCGGGACACCUGGGUGCAGUGCAGCGCGUGCAGGAAGUGGCGCAUUGUGCCGUACGAGGUGUACCGGCUUCUGGAGGACCAGCAGCGCCAACAGCAGCCCCAGCUCCAGCUCCAGCUCCAGGACCAGCCGCAUCAAGUUGCGAGCCAGGAGGAGGAGAGGGAAGCGGAGCGGCGGGAGGGCAGCCGUGACGCAGGGACCGGGGACGACACGCCGCCGCCGUCAGCAGGGGUACCGGGCUUAGGGCCAGUUCCAGGUCCGGGUAUUGAAGCUGCUGAAGCUGCUGGCGGUGCCGGUGCCGGUGCCGGUGGCAGAGAGGCAGAACGGGCGAGGGCGGUGGACCGGCGGCCGCUGCUGGCCGGGUCCUGGACUUGCGCGCAACUCGGCUCUGGCUCGGGCUGUUACCGCCCUCAGAGCCGGGUGGAGGCCGCCGGAGUGCACUACGCCCGGCAGCGGGGAGCCCCGCGACCCCCAGGAGCCCACCGGGCUGCUGGGGCGGGGCCGGUCGACCAGCACCAGCACCAGCACCAGCACCAGCACCAGCGCAGGUGGAGACACUGUCCGGAGGGGGGUCUCAAGGGCUUGCCGGGGAGUUUGGUGUCGCGGUUGUAA
Messenger RNA from Volvox carteri f. nagariensis, 3645 nucleotides. RefSeq lists its product as uncharacterized. The record is from RefSeq and is a predicted model, not a curated record. The transcript has 26 exons. Lineage: Eukaryota; Viridiplantae; Chlorophyta; Chlorophyceae; Chlamydomonadales; Volvocaceae. The coding region runs from base 1 to 3645 and encodes 1214 amino acids.